CGAAAUUCACAAACAAACGUCCUCCUGAAGGUGAUCGAUCAACUGAAUUCUAAACCAGAAUUGUGGAUAAAGUGUUGUGUUCGCUGUUUCUUAAGUGUAUUUCAUUAAUGCAGUGUUAAGUGCUCUGAAAUUAAUUUGAUUCAUUGUUGGAUAUAGCCCAGCAGUUGGAAUUAAGCGACGUUUUCGUGGGUACAUUGAUUUCGGUUCCACUACAUGUGAUGCUGAUGGGCCAGAGCGGCGCUGUGUGCAGAGCUGGAGAGGUUCCCGCCCCUGACCCCUGACCUCGCGUACUGUGACCCAACCCCAGCCUUCUGUAUGCCUUCUCUCGUGAUUCCCAGAGGACUCAUUCAGGAUAUGUCUGACAAGAAGUCCCCUCCUAGAAAGGAGAAGCCAUUCCUUGUCAGAACUCCACAGUCAGAGGAAAAGACGAGCCUGAAACGCAAGCUACUGUCUCCCCUGUCGCCCUCACAUGAUGAGGAUGACAAGAAGACUCCGAAACGAAAGCGAGGCAGCAUCAGCUGCGAGUCAUCCCCCCUUGUGACGACCCAGAAGACGCCUGGCGGGGGCUCGCGUGCGGUACCGCUCUCGGAGCGACAGCAGCUGGCCAUGAUCAUGAGGAUGUCAGACGAGACCUCCCUAGACACGCCCAUGAAGCCCUCGUCACCUACGCCGAUCCAGGCUGUGAAGAAGACAAGUCUUGACAAGAAAGUGUUCAAGCGUAACGCACGCGGAGAGAUGCCAAUACACCUGGCAGCAAUAAACGGUGAUAUCAAACUGCUGAAGAAACUCAUCAAGGCUGGCUCUGACGUGAAUGUCGCGGAUUUUGCAGGUUGGACCCCACUCCACGAGGCCAGCAACCGCGGAUGGUUCUCUGUCACCAAGCACCUGCUGAAAGCGGGAGCCAAUGUCAACGUUCAGGGCUUUGAAAAUGACACGCCUCUGCAUGAUGCUGCCAUAAACGGCCACAAAAAGUUGGUACAGCUGUUGUUGAAGCACGGUGCCAACCCACUUCAGCAGAAUGCCAAGGGAAAAACAGCCCUGGAUGUGGCGUCCUCCCCAGAAAUGGUUCGCGUCUUAAAAAAGGAGAUCAUUUGUUCUGCCAGUGACAGUUCCAGUAUAGAGGACCUGAGGUCGCCAAACUCACCCGAUAGCGUGAACUCCUAUAAAGACGAUGAGAAGAGUCUCGAUGGUGAUGAUCUUAAUCACCACAACGACCGACACAAUUCCUUUUCAACGGGUCGCAGAAUGUCUAUAGGCGCCCCAAAAUCUCCGGGUGACGGUAAACUGGCCUCCCCAAGGCUGUGUUUGAAAUUCCACCGCGACCACCUUGGCCAAACGAGCCAUAAAUCUAUGGACUCGACUUAUAGCGUGACCAACAUAUCUGUCUCCGAAGUGGACUUGAUGUUUUCACCGGUGGAUAGUCCGGCUUCAAGCGUGGACAGUGACUUAUUGCUAGGAUUGACGAAUUCAUCGCACAUUACUACCAGCAACCGAGUGAAAAUCACCGUUCCCGAUGAUGACAGUCUGGAUUCAAACCAGUCACAUGAAAAGUCCAAUUAUCAGCUUAUACCCGCGGAUAAUGCCUCUUCAUGUGACGGCACCAAACAAUUGCAAACGCGCGAGUUGUGGCCUGAACAAAAUGUGAAUCAGAAUAAACAGAGUCAUGGGGAUGUGACAUUUUCUUCGGACUCUUUUCCGUACUCUCUUAAAGCAGAUUCCAAAACUUCGCUCCAGCCUAUGGGAACUCUGCCGUUUCAGCCAAGUUCGCAGUUUGACAACAUUUCCAUAUUGUCGCAGGAUGACGAAGACUCACUUUUGCCAGAUCUUGAAAUAGAAACGGAAAAGAUAGAAAAAUCCAUUCCAGAAUCGAAAGUAGAUGAUAGUAAUAGUAAAUUGGUGAACUCAUUCAAGGAUGUGUUGAAUUCUUUGUCAUCCACAAGUGCGACCUCAGACUCGGCCUCAGUGUCAAAUAUCUCAAAUAUCUCGCCUGUGAUGGAGAGUGGCGUUAGUUCGAACUCUGCUGUAACAGAUUCUCAGGAUAUUCGUCAUUCGGCUGGCGAUUUCUUAGAAUCGGAGCCUCUAAAUAUUGUUUCCUCAUCUGAACCGAUAUCUUGUGUCAGUGAUAGCGAAAAGAGUGUUUCCGUGAAUGAGGAAUUGACAGAAAAAGCGGUAUCUAGUGAUAACAAUAAGAACCAAAAUUCUAAUAAUCAUGUGACAGAAAUAUCUUUAUCAGAGAAAACUGGUAAUCAGUCAGACAUUGUAAGGGCCUGCUCACCUAUAAGCCCUGAAAUUGAUGUUACCAGUUCUCGCCCGACCACGCCAAAAGUUCCUCCGUUAAAAAUAAUAAUUCCGCCAAAAUCUCAAUCGGCCUUAUCGACACCCACUUGUUCGGAGACAAACGACGGGUUGAAACUCGUUGUAACAAACGUCAAGUCUGCUUUACCAUAUGUGAUAAACCCGUACCAAAAUCCUGCCACUGCUGAGAUGGUUAAAAAUAGUGAUUCCAAACAAAAUAAUCACGUUCAGGCUUUGAUUAACACAUUUGAGUUUUUGUCAAACAAUAAAAACAGCUCUGGUAUAGACGAGCGGUCACAUUUCUCUGAAAGUGUUUUACGUAAGGAAGUGCUAACUUGUAGUAGCAUUGUUGGUAAUAGUGUUGUGCCAAAUGUUAAAAGUGUCGGGGAAACAACGGAUAAAUCUAAGUAUGAUGAAAUGGAAGGAAUUACAAGGGAGUCUUAUGGGUUAAUAGACAGUGCCAGCAAUGGCAACAGAAGUAUAAAUGUAGAGUGUGAAAAUGGUUCUGUGUAUUUAGAUAGUUUGAAUAUCAAAGGUGUCAAAAGUGAGACAGAUAAUAUUUGCCGUGACGAUUUGAAAAAAGGGGACACAUCGCAGCGGGUCCUACGUAGCACUGUCAGAUCUCAGCUGAACUCGAAUGUAUUGGACUCUAAGGCAGUCCAAAAUCGAGCUCCCAAAACUUCUCAGGAGAGAGCACAAGAUAAAUUAGAAAAAACAGAAAAAAACAAUGGUGUCGACUCAAGCAUAUCACCAUCCGUGUCACCGGAACCUGAGAUCUCAAGCAGUAGAACUGGGAAAGACGAAGAGGACACGGACCUUCUACCCAGGAAACGGAAAUUCCGCAGACAAGACGGGAACCAAACUUCAAUGGACACCGAUAUCAGCCCUGAACUAGAACCGCUCAAUACCACCAUGGAGAAAGUGCCAAACCCCUUCGAGUUGUACCUUAACUUGAGGAAAAAGAUCGCAAGUCGUCGGUGCGGUUACCUUGACAGGGUGACGAUAUGCCCAAAGUCUCCGCAGGGAUUCAAGGACUACUUGCUGAAGACAUGCAACUACGUCUUGCAGGGCAACAGCGCCAGUAUGCUGUCGGUUCCCACAUUAUCUCCCCCAAAUUCAGUGAAGGAUAAAAUGCGGGACCUGUUUGUGACCCAAGAGGAAUGCCGAUACAAACUCCGGCUGCAGCAUUUGAUAGAGCGAGAGAAGGUCAAGCUGUCCAUUGAGCAGGAAAUACUUCGAGAGCACGGCCGUUGGGCUCGCGCGCUGGUUAAUCAGGGCACUCCCUUGAGCGUAUGCACGAUUCUACGCGAGGAGGAGAUAUACAACUUCACAGAGGAUCAGGUUCGAAUUGAGGAGAAAGACAAAAGGAACCGCACACGCUUCAACGGACGCCAGUUCCUCUCCUGGAUACAAGAUGUUGAUGACAAAUACGAGAAAAUCAAGGAGCUGCUGAUUCUACGCCAGAAGCAGGAGGCAGACUCCCUGUGGGCCUACCAGAAACUGGAGUGGGAGUGGCGCAUGAAGGAGCUAGCACUUUGCGAGCGCAACGCCACCCCGGAGAUUGACGACCUUCAUGUGCCCCUGGUUGUAGUGUCCGACAACUUUGAACUGCGACCGACUUAGACAUGGCUUAGUGUCUGUGAUAUGAAAACGUUGAGAGGGAAAAUGGAUCUGGAUUAUUGACCAACCUAGCUGUCACAUGCCACUCAUCAGAGUCAGACAAUUUUGAACUGAGACCAACUUAGCAACGACUGAUGUGUGACAUGGAAAUACUUGACAGAUGAUAGGUACGGAGUUUGAUGAAGGUGGGCCUUUCAGUCUUAACUCGGACCAACUUGGCCAUGUAUGAUGUGUGUGUGCGAUGUGGGAAUGUUGAAAGUGAUCGUAGAUCUGGGUUAUAGACCACCAUAGCAGCAGCUGAUAUGUGGCGUUGAAACGCUGGACCUGUGAUCUCUUCAGAUUAUGAUUAAUGUAGGCUUUAUACUUUUACACUGUUGAGCAGGUGUAUGUUUGAUUUGGGAAGUUGAACAUGAUCAUUGCUUUUAAUUAUGACCAACUUAGUUACAGCUUAUGUGGGAGCGUUAAAGGUGAACAUAGCUUUGAAUUAUCAAAGUUGUGACACAACUUUAAAAGACCAACUUGGCCACCGCUGAUCAUGUGACGUGGAAAUGUUGUAAAGUGAUCACUGCUCAGAAUGUUUUGUGAAUCUGUCAGGGACUGUGACUCUGCAAGCAGCUGCGUCACUAGAGAAUCUUCUGCGGCGUUAAAACAUUCAGAUUGGUGCCAGAUUGAUGCUAUAAUGCUGAGAAUCUGGGUAUUUCAAUUUCUGAGAAUGUAAAGUUUUGUAAGGAAUGAGCUUUACUUGGAUAUGUAUGAACCCCACAUUUAAUGUGUGAAGUGGGCAUAAAGACACUGUUUUUGAGGUUUUUCAGAAGGAUCCUUAAACAUGCUCAUUGUGUAGUAACAGUACAUAGGUUUGACCUUGACCUUAAUAUAACCUUAACCAUGACUCUUCUGUGACCUUUCAAUAAAUUGGUCAUUAAAUUGUCAUGCUUGUUUAACUUGAGGAAGCUCUGGUCAUCUCAGAUGUUUCUUCUGUUCUCCAAAUUCUACUGGGGACUUGAUUUGAUGCUUUACUCUAAAACUAAGAGUUUAGACUAAUUCUUAUCUGCACUCUUGCUGCUUAUUUAUAAUAAUAUUAUGAAUUUACUUUUUUUUUCAUAUUAUAUGAGUGUUUUUUGUUUCACUUAUACUUUGUAGUUAUCAAAGAGAUCAAUCAUGUUUCAAAUAUUUUUGUCCCCUACCGGUUUUACCGGAGGGGACUUAUGGUUUGCGCUCUGUGUGUCCGUCAGUCUGUCAGUCUGUGAGUCUGUCACACUUUUCUGGAUCCUGCGAUAUUUUAAAAAGUUCUUAAUAUUUUUUCAUGAAACUUGAAACAUGGAUAGAUGGCAAUAAGGACAUUAUGCAGGUCAUUUCAUUUUGUUCUUACGUCAAAAGUUCUGGUUGCUAUGGCAACAAAUAUAAAAAUAUAUAUUUCUGACAAUGGUGGAGCCGGUAGGGGACAUAUAUUGCUUGGCAAUAAUAGUCUUGUUACUUCUAGUUCAGUCAUGUUUUGCAUAUUAACCUGUUUAUGCCUAGCGUCUAGAAAAAUGGCCUUGGAACGUCUCAUGAGGGUCUGCGCUGUUUGCUUCAAAGAAUUUCUGUAAGAAAUAUUCUAAAUAUGGAAAAAAAUAUACUAGACAUACCAAAUUUUGGAAAUAAAUUGAUCCAAUUUAAAAGGAUGGAAGAGUCCACUAGGCAGAAAUGGGUUAAGUUUGUAUGGCCUGUUAAAGUUGAUCAGAUUUUGCAUGUGCUAAGUUUAAUUUUGUCAUGACAUGUUCUUUCUAUCAUGCUUAAAAAAUGCCAAGCUUUAGAAAGCUUUUGGGUUUAGGUAUAUUUAUUUAUAACGCCCCAAUUAUGAGCAAUUAUGUGCUCUACUUGUUAAAAUUGUAUUUAUACAUGUAUUUGAAACCAAACCAUGUUCUUGUUACUUAUAUGAAACUUUGUUAGUAAUUAUUGUUAAGAUAAGUUACAGGUUGAUGUUACCAACCAGUGUUUUCUUGGGGUUAAAUUUUAGGCGCAUACUCGGCCAAAUAUGAAAAAAGCAUAUAUUUUCCCAAAAUAAAACAUAAAUAUUUUUCUAAUAGAUAAAUCACAAUAUUCAGUUCUCCCUGUUCAGCUCUUUAAGUUAAACCCUAGCAAGGUCAAUAUCAAAGACUGUAUUGUAAAUUGUAUUGGAUUUUCUGGCAAAAAAGUGCAUUACUAAAUUAAUUUUUUUUAGUCAAAACUGCAAUUUUUCCCAAUACAAAUAGAUCUGGGUUCCUAUUCCCAAAAUUGUGAGUUAAAAUGCAAAUAUCUUAAAUGUGCUAUGAAAAUGCGGUGACAAUAGAACAGACAUAAUAAUGCCAUUUGUCUGUAUAGUUGACUUCAUUCCUGUACUCGAUAAUUAGACUUGUAAAAUAAAAAUUAACACUAAAUGACACAUUUUAAAAGUUUUGUUAAAAUUAGAUUUUCAAAAUUUUUUUAGAUGUUGUAGUAAUAAAUAUGUUUUUCAUAAUUUGUUUAAUUCAUGUUUAAGUAACCAACACCAAUUCCAUAUUCGUAGAUUUGUAAUGGAUAUUCCACUUCCAGUUUUAUCCUGAUCUGGUAAUUAUUGAACAGACUUUAUAUUGAUGUAUAAUCAAUAUUUCUCUUUUUUUUUCCUCAUGCUUUUAUCACCCACAAUUUCUCUUUGGUCCUAUUUGUGAAGAUUUUUACAUUUCCCUUACUCAGUUAUGGUUUUGAUUUUUGGUAUUUUAUCCCAUGGUGUUUAUUUCUUGUUUGUAUUGAUAACAAUCCUUUAGAAUUUUUUUGUUACAGGAAUUAUAAUAAUCGUCUUUGUAAAAAGACAUUUAGAAAUGUUGUUUUAUUUUUUAAACAUUAUUGUGUUUGUUUAUUGUUACAGUAGAUUUAUUAUAGUUUAUUUGGCCUUUUAUCUGUGUUUAUUUAUCGUCCCCUCUUCAUUUUCCUCUUAUAUCUUUCUUCCUCUAACACUUUCGCAAAACUUCUCUCUCUCUCUUACACAGGUACCACAUCACCAUUUGAAAUUCAUAAAUACUGAACAAAGAAUAAACUUUUUAUGUUCUGAAGGAAUCAAUUUAUAUAUUAUAAUGUUGACUUGUCGAUUUUACAAAAUGUAAGACUUUUAUAUAAACCAUUUGUUUGUUAAUCUAAAAAUUUCCUGUCUUCAAUGCUUGUAGAAAAGAGAUAUUUUUUUAAGGAUCCAUUAAAAAAAGAAUCUUAUAGCAAGGCAGCAAGUCUUAUUUAACCAUUUGUAGAUUUGUUGAACAAUUUAGUUUGUCAAAUAGAACAUUUCUGUGUGGAUUUUGUUAUACAUGUAGUGGAAGUAAUAAUAUUGCGUGUGUUGACUGUUUCAUAUUUAUUUUAAUGGACGUGUUAAAAGCUAACCAGUACCUUUCAAGGUACCUUGUAUAGUUGACUUAUAAUGAAAAUAUGUUAACAUACAUUUACAUUUUACCUGAAAUCUUUGUAGUGUAAUUCUAUAAUUAUAUGCUUACAACAUUUACUAUUCUGACAUGUACUCAAUGUGAGUGUGUGCUGCUAUCACUGUUUGUUUGAAUAUUGCAGUCUUCACCUGACAAUUAUUAGGUGCAGACACAGUGUAAAAUGUUUGUAUUAAGCUAUGGUUUGUCUAUUUCCACGACAUAUUUUUAAUUAGAUGAUUUCUUCUGAAUUUAUAUUUUUGCGAAAAUAAAUUCAAUGUGUUCAAUAAAUGUUAACUACCAAAA
Molecule: messenger RNA, 7622 nt
Organism: Dreissena polymorpha
Lineage: Eukaryota; Metazoa; Mollusca; Bivalvia; Myida; Dreissenidae
Product: ankyrin repeat domain-containing protein 12-like
Exons: 15
Coding region: 316-3918 (1200 amino acids)
Cellular component (GO): nucleoplasm
Molecular function (GO): protein binding
Source: RefSeq, a predicted model, not a curated record